Anoplopoma fimbria (sablefish) is the source of this 1150-nucleotide messenger RNA. RefSeq names its product probable endonuclease 4. Gene Ontology annotation, molecular function: DNA-(apurinic or apyrimidinic site) endonuclease activity; zinc ion binding; DNA binding. Lineage: Eukaryota; Metazoa; Chordata; Actinopteri; Perciformes; Anoplopomatidae. The coding region runs from base 2 to 988 and encodes 328 amino acids. Gene Ontology annotation, biological process: base-excision repair. Gene Ontology annotation, cellular component: mitochondrion; nucleus. The transcript has 7 exons. The record is from RefSeq and is a predicted model, not a curated record.
AAUGGGUCCGAGAAAGAGAGCAUCGAGGAAAAGGAAAUCUGAGGAGGCUUUUGGAGGAGAAAGGGAGAGAGGCGACCCUGAGGGGAAUGAGGCUGAGGAGACAGGAGACAGGAGGAGGAAGAACCGUGGGAAUAAGAAAUACAUUGGAGCUCAUGUGAGCAUUCAAGGUGGGAUAUGGAAAGCAGUGGGGUCCUGCACAGAGAUGGGUGGCAGCAGUUUCGCCCUGUUUCUGGGCUCCCAGCGGUCAUGGAAGAGGCCUGCACUGGACCAGACCGCUGCAGCCAAGUUUAGAGAGCAAUGUUCCCUACAGGAGUAUGACCCGUCUCACAUCCUGCCUCAUGGGUCCUACUUGAUGAACUGUGGAUCUCCUAAAGAGGAUGUGUUUGAGAAGAGCCGGGCCCUGCUGGUGGACGAGCUCAGCCGAUGCAGCCUCCUGGGCCUCAACCUCUACAACUUCCAUCCUGGCUCCUCCCUGGGCUCCAUCACCACUGAGCAGUGUGUGGAGAAGAUAGCAGGAGCCAUUAACCACGCUCACCAGCAAACACCUGCUGUGGUUACAGUGUUGGAGAACAUGAGCGGUCAGGGCAGUACGGUGGGCGGUAAGUUCUCUGAGCUGAGGAGCAUCAUAGACAAAGUGCGUGACCAGACCAGAGUAGGAGUGUGUCUGGAUACCUGUCACGCCUUUGCAGCAGGAUAUGACGUGUCUGCAGAAGGAGGAGUGAAGGCCAUGCUGGACAAGUUUGAUCAGGAAGUGGGACUCGACUAUCUUAAAGCCCUCCAUCUCAAUGACUCCAAAGGUAAACUAGGCUGCAACCUCGAUCGCCAUGAAGACAUUGGUAAAGGUCAUAUAGGAAUCUCUGCUUUCCGAGACAUCGUCAAUGAGCCCAGACUGGACAACAUCCCUCUGAUACUGGAGACACCUGGACGGCCAGGUUUCGAGUAUGCUGAGCAGAUUGAACUUCUGUAUUCCCUCUGUGAGAAAAAAUAGUUAGCACCAUUUCUGAUGAAUUGGCACCGAACCAAUCUCACUUCACACAUCUGCUAAGAGAACUAGACUGUGUUUGUCAAGGACCAAAGUGGAUGGGUGGUGGAGCCAGUUCUCCUUAAAAACACUCAGAGUUUGUUUGGUUGUAAAUCAGUGUGAACAGUU